Haliotis rubra (blacklip abalone) is the source of this 495-nucleotide messenger RNA. RefSeq lists its product as uncharacterized. The transcript is spliced from 2 exons. The coding region runs from base 6 to 404 and encodes 132 amino acids. The record is from RefSeq and is a predicted model, not a curated record. NCBI's taxonomy places the organism in Eukaryota, Metazoa, Mollusca, Gastropoda, Lepetellida, Haliotidae.
UCAACAUGCAUCUAUUACUAACACUGUUGACAAUUACUACCUCGGUACUCCACGCACUGCCAGCUGAUAAACGGGACUUGACAAACGCUGCAGUCGGGGCACUGGACAAGAGAGAAAUCUCCGCUGAUAAACGGGGCUUCUGGAGUGAUCUCAAACACGAGUUGGAGAACGUAGCUCACCAGGUCGGACACAAUGUGGAGGGGGCGGCAGUGACGGAUUUGACAAACGCUGCAGUCGGGGCUUUGCCUGGCAAGAGAGAAAUCUCCACUGAUAAACGGGGCGUCUGGAGUGAUCUCAAACACGAGGUGGAGAACGUAGCUCACCAGGUCGGACACAAUGUGGAGGGGGCGGUAGUGACGGAUUUGACAAACGCUGCAGUCGGGACAGUAGUUGGGAAGAGAUAAGGUUUCCCGGAGCUGGGAGUGGAACUGGAUAUUGUUACAGUCACAGAACACAGAGAUAUAUUUCCAAUAAACAUGUUUAUGCCACUUUUAA